Molecule: messenger RNA, 2830 nt
Organism: Pogoniulus pusillus (Red-fronted tinkerbird)
Lineage: Eukaryota; Metazoa; Chordata; Aves; Piciformes; Lybiidae
Gene: GOT2
Product: glutamic-oxaloacetic transaminase 2
Exons: 10
Coding region: 72-1346 (424 amino acids)
Biological process (GO): L-aspartate catabolic process; biosynthetic process
Cellular component (GO): mitochondrion
Molecular function (GO): L-aspartate:2-oxoglutarate transaminase activity; pyridoxal phosphate binding
Source: RefSeq, a predicted model, not a curated record
GGGGCGCGGAGCCGGCGGCCGCGCCGGGAGGUGUCCGUUCGCAGCCCGCCUGCCGCCCGCACGCCGCCGCCAUGGCGCUCCUCCACACUCGCCGGCUCCUCGCCGCCCCCCGCUUCUUUACGGCCGCCGCUAACCGCGCCAGCUCCUGGUGGUCCCACGUGGAGAUGGGUCCCCCCGACCCCAUCCUGGGGGUGACAGAAGCUUACAAACGCGACAGCAACGCUAAGAAGAUGAACCUGGGGGUGGGAGCCUACCGGGACGACAACGGCAAGCCCUACGUGCUCAGCUGCAUGCGCAAGGCCGAGGCCAUGAUGGCAGCCAAGAAGCUGGACAAGGAGUACCUGCCCAUCGGGGGGCUGGCAGACUUCACCAGGGCUUCUGCAGAGCUGGCUCUGGGGGAGAAGAGUGAAGCUUUCAAGAGCGGCCGGUAUGUCACCGUGCAGGGCAUCUCUGGCACUGGAUCUCUGCGAAUCGGAGCCAACUUCUUGCAACGCUUCUUCAAGGCUGGGCGGGACGUGUACCUCCCCAAGCCGUCCUGGGGCAACCACACGCCCAUCUUCCGCGACGCCGGCAUGCAGCUGCAGUCCUACCGCUACUACGACCCCAAGACCUGCAGCCUGGACUUCUCUGGAGCCAUGGAUGACAUCGCUAGGAUUCCAGAGAAGAGCAUCAUCCUCCUGCAUGCCUGUGCCCACAACCCCACCGGGGUGGACCCUCGGCAGGAGCAGUGGAAGGAGCUGGCAGCCACGGUGAAGAAACGGAACCUGCUGGUGUACUUUGACAUGGCCUACCAGGGCUUUGCCAGCGGGGACAUCGACCGCGACGCCUGGGCCGUGCGCCACUUCAUCGAGCAGGGCAUCAACGUGCUCCUCUCCCAGUCCUAUGCCAAGAACAUGGGGCUGUAUGGCGAGCGUGCGGGCGCCUUCACCGUCAUCUGCAGCGACGCCGAGGAGGCCAAGCGGGUGGAGUCGCAGCUGAAGAUCCUGAUCCGCCCCAUGUACUCCAACCCGCCCCUGAACGGCGCCCGCAUCGCCUCCACCAUCCUCAACACGCCCGACCUGCGCCAGGAGUGGCUGGUGGAGGUGAAGAGCAUGGCUGACAGGAUCAUCAGCAUGAGGACCCAGCUGGUGUCCAACCUGAAGAAAGAAGGCUCCUCCCACAACUGGCAGCACAUCACCGACCAGAUUGGCAUGUUCUGCUUCACAGGGCUGAAGCCUGAGCAGGUGGACCGGCUGACCAAGGAGUUCUCCAUCUACAUGACAAAGGACGGACGGAUCUCGGUGGCAGGAGUGACCUCGAGCAACGUAGGGUACCUGGCUCAUGCCAUCCAUCAAGUCACAAAGUAAAGACACAGCUGUGCCCUGGAGCUGGUGGCUUACCCUGCCCUGCUGCUUGAAGCUGGGGAGGGAAAGGAAAACAAGCAGAACCCUUCCAAGCACAGCAACUUGCCGUGGCUGCUGAAUGUAUCUUGUUUAGAUGAGUUGUUGUAGAAGCCUUGUCCAACCCAUCCGACGUCGUGGGGCAGGGACAUCAUUGCUGGCUCCUGCUCGUCACAGCCUUCAUCCCCUGCUCUCCAUCCCUUGUCUGUCAGCCCCAGCACCCAGCUGCACUGGAGGAGGCAAACACAGCCCUGCCACCCUUCCAGCGCGGGCACCAAAGGCUUCCCCACGCUGCUUCCUCCGGGAGAAGGCUUUGUGAGGCUGCUGCCUGCCGGCCCCGGGAGGGCUGCUCGGGAUCUGUCCCUGCCACCUCCUCAGUCAGUCCUUGCUGCCAGCAGGCUUCUCCCUCCUCACAUCCUUCUAGCCCGGCAGUAGGCAGUGCCAAAGCUGCCCUCCGACCACCAGCUCAGAGGACUCCUCGCUACUGAAGUCUGCUCCAUCGCUGGCUUUGCUCUUCCCACCUGAGGCACCUCCUUUCCAGCUGAGGCACCUCCUUUCCAGCUGAGGCACCUCCUUCCCACCUGAGGCACCUCCUUCCCACCUGAGGCACCUCCUUCCCACCUGAGGCACCUCCUUCCCAGCUGAGGCAUCUCCUUCCCAGCUGAGGCACCUCCUUCCCAGCUGAGGCAUCUCCUUCCCAGCUGAGGUACCUCCUUCCCAGCUGAGGCACCUCCUUCCCAGCUGAGGCAUCUCCUUCCCAGCUGAGGCACCUCCUUCCCAGCUGAGGCAUCUCCUUCCCAGCUGAGGCACCUCCUUUCCAGCUGAGGCACCUCCUUCCCAGCUGAGGCACCUCCUUCCCAGCUGAGGCACCUCCUUCCCAGCUGAGGCACCUCCUUCCCAGCUGAGGCACCUCCUUCCCACCUGAGGCACCUCCUUCCCAGCUGAGGCAUCUCCUUCCCAGCUGAGGCACCUCCUUCCCAGCUGAGGCACCUCCUGUCAGGUGUCGCAGUGGCACUGGUGUGUGGGGUGCACAUGGGCUCCUCCUCUAACCCUGCCUGGUUCACCUGACACUCCUGUGCCCCCGGGCAGAAACGAUUCCUCGCCCAUCCCACUAAGAACCUCCUCUGCAAACUGCUCUCACUCGGUCUCCUCUCCCCACCACGAUCCUGUUGGGUCUCCACCAGCCCUCCCUGCAACGCAGAGUCUCUGUGUGUGUCCCAAAGCCAUGAGCCAAGAGCUGGGUGCCACCACAUCCACCCGCGGGUGGGGACAGGAGGUGUCCCUCACCUCUGUGCAGCCAAAUUCCUGGUGACACCGGCAAAGGGGAAGGGAAGGUCCUGAGGGCAGUCUCCUCCAAACCCACUGUGUCCCAGGCAGGUUGUCCCUGGGGCCUUGGGACUCGCUGGGCUCUGAGUUUUCGAUCCAAAUAAACCAGCACGUGGCUGUGUCAA